UUCGUUGAAUGGCACGGCAGCAGGAUUGAGAGCAGGACUAUUAAAACAGGAGCUGGGUGGUGAGCAGACAACACAAUCAUCCGUGAUCUCAACGAGUCCACUUCGCUCGUCCACGUCGUCGUCGUGUAGUACGCCAAAAAACAGAAGUUCGACUCAAGCCUUCAGAGCUGAAAACUCUCAAAUCGAAACUAACGAACAUAAAUUUGAAAGCAAUUUGAAAAUUGCGCCAAGUGAAAAGUGUGUGUGUGUGCUUUUAUUCUGCUGAAAUUGUGCCUAAUAAAUCGCCAAAAUUACGCCCCACAUCGGUAUGCAAUCGUCGGAGGGUUCGCCAGACAUGAUGGAUCAGAAAUACAACAGCGUUCGGCUGUCGCCAGCUGCAUCCAGUCGCAUCCUGUACCAUGUGCCGUGCAAGGUCUGCCGGGAUCACAGCUCCGGCAAGCAUUACGGCAUCUAUGCCUGCGAUGGUUGCGCUGGCUUCUUCAAGCGCAGCAUCCGACGCUCUCGCCAGUACGUGUGCAAGUCACAGAAGCAGGGACUCUGCGUCGUCGACAAGACGCACCGUAAUCAGUGCCGCGCCUGCCGACUGCGCAAGUGCUUUGAGGUGGGCAUGAACAAGGAUGCCGUGCAGCAUGAGCGCGGACCACGCAACUCAACGCUGCGCCGUCACAUGGCCAUGUACAAGGAUGCCAUGAUGGGUGCCGCCGAGAUGCCGCAGAUACCGCCAGAGAUACUCAUGAAUACAGCUGCAUUGACUGGAUUUCCCGGCCUUCCGAUGCCCAUUCCGGGCGUGCAACGUGGACACCAUCACGGCGCACUGAAUGCCGCCUUCCAGCCCCCACCGCCUGCUGCCGUACUUGACCUUUCGGUGCCGCGUGUGCCACACCACCCUGUGCACCAGGGCCAUCACGGCUUCUUCUCACCCACCGCCGCCUAUAUGAAUGCGCUGGCCACCCGGGCGCUGCCACCGACGCCGCCGCUAAUGGCCGCCGAGCAUAUUAAGGAAACGGCUGCGGAGCAUCUUUUCAAGAACGUGAACUGGAUCAAAAGUGUGCGCGCCUUCACCGAGCUGCCUAUGCCCGACCAGCUGCUGCUGCUGGAAGAGUCCUGGAAGGAGUUCUUCAUCCUGGCCAUGGCGCAGUAUCUCAUGCCCAUGAACUUUGCCCAGCUGCUCUUCGUCUACGAGUCGGAGAACUCCAAUCGCGACAUUGUGAGCGUUGUUGCCCGCGAGGUGCACGCCUUCCAGGAUGUGCUGAACCAGCUGUGUCAUCUGAACAUCGACAGCACGGAGUACGAGUGCCUGCGUGCCAUUUCGCUCUUCCGUAAGUCGCCGCCUGCUGCUAGCUCGACUGAGGACCUGGCCAACAGCUCCAUACUAACUGGCAGCGGCAGCCCCAACUCCAGUGCCUCGGCUGAGUCUCGUGGUCUCCUGGAGUCCAACAAGGUGGCGUCCAUGCACAACGAUGCCCGCAACGCACUCCACAACUACAUCUCGCGCACGCAUCCCAACCAGCCGCUGCGCUUCCAGACGCUGCUCGGCGUCGUCUCUCUGAUGCACAAGGUGUCCAGCUUCACGAUCGAGGAGUUGUUCUUCCGCAAGACCAUUGGCGAUAUAACCAUUGUGCGUCUCAUUUCGGACAUGUACAGCCAACGCAAGAUCUGAGGCCCAGUCUAAGUUGAAUUGCAUCGAAGUCGGAAGGACUUGCAUUGCCGUCGGCAAGACCGCGUCCGCGCACUUGAAGUGCCUUCGUAGUGCUGGAAACUGUGAUAUCUGAAAGUUGAAUUGGAGUUGAGGAGUUGGGAGCUGGGAGCUGGGAGUUGAGGAGGUUGACGGGUUACACUGGCUGAGACAGUGACAGUGACCAUUGGACAAUAUUCAACAGUGAACUGCUGCAGAAAGCUUACAAAUCUCUUGGAUCUGAGCCUUAAAAUGUAUUCGUUAUACGUACAUCUUUUUCACAACGUGAUUCGAAAAAGU
This is a messenger RNA of Drosophila arizonae, 1975 nucleotides long. RefSeq names its product nuclear receptor subfamily 2 group E member tailless (gene tll). Gene Ontology annotation, biological process: regulation of DNA-templated transcription. Gene Ontology annotation, molecular function: DNA-binding transcription factor activity; sequence-specific DNA binding; zinc ion binding. NCBI's taxonomy places the organism in Eukaryota, Metazoa, Arthropoda, Insecta, Diptera, Drosophilidae. The record is from RefSeq and is a predicted model, not a curated record.